AUGCUCGUGGGGAAUCUGCUCUUGUGGGCAACGGUGGCGCUUGCUGGCGUGCCCCUUCCCUUCCUGGUGCGCCGAGGCGACCUGAACGGCGACGUGGCCCAGAAACUGAUAAACCGGGCCUAUUUCAGCGAGGGGCCCUCCGCCAGACGAGAUGGCCACGUCGAGAUCCAGCUCCACAAUGAAAAGACUUUCUAUGUUAGUGAGCUUGAGAUUAGCGGUCAAAAAGUCGAAGUGUUGGUCGAUACUGGCAGUGCCGACCUCUGGGUGCCGCUGGGCGACGUCGACUGCCACCAGCAACUGUCGUGCACCAAAUACGGGCUGUUCUCGCCGGAAAAGCUGGACCUGUGGAAGAAAAACAGUACCGCUCCGGCGUUUGAGAUUUCGUACACCGAUAAGUCGAAACUGAUUGGUACUUGGGGCCACGACGACGUCAGCGUCAGUGGCACUACUGUGAAGCUGUUAUCUUUCGCUGUGGUCAACCAGACGCUGUCCAACGUCGGGGUGCUUGGUAUUGGCCCUCCUAAAUUGGAGGUGACCAAUUCGGCUAACUCUCCGGGCCAUCUGCCCUACGUCUACGAAAACUUACCCGUGAAGUUGCGUAACCAGGGUUUGAUUAAGCGUACGGUGUUUUCCGUAUACAUGGAUGCUCUGGACGCCGACCAAGGCACCAUUCUCUUCGGCGCUAUCGACUCCGCUAAGUUCGACGAUAAACUCACCCGUGUCCCCAUUGUCAACACUAGACGCGACAAGUUCGACGAGCCGGCGAUGGUGGACGUGGUGGUCAACGGCAUCAACAUCGUCAAUGGCGACGACACCGUCGAGAUCCUGAAGAACAAGUACUACGCUUUGCUUGACACGGGGCUGACGGUGCUGUACCUCCCCAAGUCGCUUUACAAUAAGCUUACUGGUACUCUUGGUGCCACCCAGACGCUGAUUGGGGCUCAGAUUGACUGUAAAUACAGAGACAGCGACGUCGACAUCGAAGUAUCGUUCUCGGGUGUGUCGAUUAAGUUCCCCGUCUCUGACUUGAUCGUCGCCAGCACCUCCAGCUGCUACCUCGGGAUGUUCCCUCAGGACCUCGACUCUAUCACCUUGGGUGAUAACAUGUUGCGUCACGUCUACUUGGUGUAUGAUUACGACAACUUCGAGGUGGCGUUGGCGCAAACCAAGUUCACGCUGGACACGUCGUUCGACGAAGUGGACCUGCCGGAGAUCCCCAACGCCGUCACCGCUAAGGCCUACCUGGAGACUGACGUGAAGGGGUCAGUCACCGAGGACAACGCCUCCACCACGAUCGUGCCCCAAGCCAAGGCCGUCACCGACGAUCUGGGCUCAUCUUCGGACUCGAAGUCGGACUCUGCCUCCGAAACUUCCUCCGAUGCUUCUGACUCUUCCCAAUCUUCGGAUUCUGCAUCCUCCACGGACGACCUGGACCUGUCGCUGGCCUCGACCACCGACGACUCCAGUCUGACCUCAGACGCUUCCUCCACCAGCGAUGGUCUGUCUACGGACUCAUUGUCAAAAACUACAUCAUCAUCAUCUUCUGCUUCUGCUUCCGGUAAAGAGGCGACAUCGUCGACAUCGGCAGACUCGUCGUCUGACCACUCAUCGGCCACCAAGGCCGGCAUGGCCGUGGCCCUCACCGUGUCGCCCCUCAUGUACUUGGCCAUUCUCCUUGCAUAA
Diutina rugosa is the source of this 1683-nucleotide messenger RNA. Its product is annotated as pepsin-like aspartic protease. Bases 1 to 1683 code for a protein of 560 amino acids. Gene Ontology annotation, biological process: proteolysis. NCBI's taxonomy places the organism in Eukaryota, Fungi, Ascomycota, Pichiomycetes, Serinales, Debaryomycetaceae. Gene Ontology annotation, molecular function: aspartic-type endopeptidase activity. The record is from RefSeq and is a predicted model, not a curated record. The transcript has a single exon.